Salmo salar (Atlantic salmon) is the source of this 2699-nucleotide messenger RNA. RefSeq names its product CUB and zona pellucida-like domains 1, tandem duplicate 1 (gene cuzd1.1). The record is from RefSeq and is a predicted model, not a curated record. NCBI's taxonomy places the organism in Eukaryota, Metazoa, Chordata, Actinopteri, Salmoniformes, Salmonidae.
UGAACUGGCUACUUUAUGACCACAAGCCCAGGUGGGUCAUUUCUCACACACAUUGAGUAUUAAGUGAUUUCUCGUAUUCAGGAUUUUAUGGGCGCUAUAAGGAUGUUUAAAGGCCUGACUUUCGGUAUAUAAGCUGUCCUGUUUUGGGACUGUGUCAUCGUCAAGGGGAAGGUGAAACAUGGAGAUUGCUACCACUCUUAUUGUUCUUUGCUCUGUGAUAGUCUCUCAUGGAGCUCAAGGUCAGUGGGACAUAUGGACCACAGCAGGCACCAGUGCCUCAUGUGGUGGCUACCUGACUGCAUCAAAGGGCCAAUUCAACAGCCCCAACUACCCCAGCAACUACCCCAACAAUGCCUACUGUACAUGGAACAUUCAGACCACACCGGACAGCCAAAUCGUUCAGCUGGAAUUCCCCUAUGUCAAUCUUGAGGGUGACUUCAACUGUAGGUAUGAUUCCAUCUCCGUGUACGAUGGCUAUUCCACCUACAACCGACUCCUGGGAAAGCUGUGUGGAGGACAAAGCUCAACCUUUUACUCCACCGGAAGUUCAAUAACGGUGCAAUUCACAAGUGACAGCUCCUCAACGUACAAGGGGUUUCAAGCAGAGUAUCGUGUAGUAGCUGGAGGUUCUUGUAGACACAACUGUGGCUAUCAGGUCGGCAACUGCUCCUGCUCAUAUUCCUGUGAAUACAGGGGCAACUGUUGCCAGGACUAUCAACAGAUCUGCUAUGACACAACCACAACCACAGAACCCGGCACCACAGAUGCAGGACAAACAACCGGAGCUCAGCCUUCCUGUAGGUACAACUGUGGUUAUAAUCUUGGAAGCUGUUCCUGCUCCAGCUCCUGUCAAUACUAUGGCAACUGUUGCUAUGACUACAAUGAGAUUUGCUAUGGCACAACCACAGACUCCUUCUCCGCAGCUGCAGAUCCAGCUCCUGCAACAACCGGGGGUUGGGGUUCCUGUAGAUACAGCUGUGGCUCUUAUACCGGUGGUUGCUCCUGCACCUCAUCCUGUCGAUUCUAUGGCAAUUGCUGUCAUGACUACAAUGAUUAUUGCCAGAGCACAACAUACGAACCUGUUACGACCCAAGAGGCUUCCUGUAGGUACAACUGUGGUUUCAAUCUUGGAAGGUGUUCCUGCUCCAGCUCCUGUCAAUACUAUGGCAACUGUUGCUAUGACUACAACACGUACUGCCCCACCACCCCACCAGAAACAACAGUCUCAGGGACUCACCCCACCUGUGGAGGAAACCUGCAUGGCUCUGGGUCCAUCUCCAGUCCAUACUAUCCAGAAUAUUACCAUGACAACGCCUACUGUGUCUGGUUUCUAUCGGCCCCCUCUGGCCAAAGGAUCUUCCUGUCAUUUACUGACCUGGAGUUGGAGAACUGCUGCUCUUGUGAUUACAUCUCUGUGUACGAUGGAUCGUCUGUGCACUCUCAAAUGCUAGGCACAAUCUGUGACUUCAACAACUCCUCUUUGGCUGCCUACCACUCCACCUCUAACUACAUGACAGUUCUCUUCCGCUCUGACCAAUCAGUGGUCAGCAGGGGCUUCAGGGCCAUGUUCAGCAGCUCCCUCGCAUCAAACCAAGGUCGAGUGGACUGCUCCUCAGACAACAUGAACAUAGUGAUCCAGAGAUCCUACCUGAUCUCAUUGGGCUACGAUGGUAACAUUCUGUACCUGAACGACCAGCACUGUAGACCUCAGGUCAACAGCUACCAGGUGGUAUUCAGCUUCCCAAUCAACACCUGUGGGACCCAGCGAAUGUUUGAGAAUGGGAGAGUCAAGUACAUCAACGCCGUCCGUGCCUACCGGUCCGACUCAGGCGAGAUUACGCGGCAGUCUCAUUUUCUGCUGCACGUGGAGUGUCGCAUGGAGCAGGACACCAUGGUCCAGGUUAUGUACGAGACCGACGACGAGGGUAACGGUACCAUAACAGGCACAGGCAGAUUCAACAGCACCAUGGCCUUCUUUACAAACAGCAACUUCUACAGCGAGAUAACCCAGACUCCAUACAAGAUUACCCUCAACCAGAACAUGUACGUCCAAGUCCGCCUGAGGAGGUCAGACAGCAGUCUACAUCUGUUCCUGGACACCUGUGUGGCCUCUCCCUCGCCUCAUGACUUUCAAACCAGAUCAUACGACCUGGUGCGCAACGGAUGUAGGAGGGACCCCACCUACUACUCCUACACCUCUGGUACCAGUAGCUAUGCCCGCUUCACCUUCCAGGCUUUCAAGUUCCUGCGAGCCCAUGAGUCAGUGUACCUGCAGUGUAAAGUCACCAUCUGCCAAGCUUCUGACUACAACUCCCGCUGCCGCCGAGGCUGCCGCACCCGCAAGGCCAGGGACCUGGGGUCCUCCCAGGAGAGCCACACCCUGAUCCUGGGCCCCAUCCAGCUCAAAGAUCUGGAGAAGCCAGAUGAGAAAGUGGCUGAGAAGGAGGAGAUCCAGGCUAAGGUGGAACCUUAAGACUAAGCUGACCAGCCUCAACUAACUACUCUAAUCAUUAAUACUAUAAUUCUGAUUAAUUUCACUUGAGGCAAUGGAGUAGCCAAUAUUCACUGCUACCGUACACUAUAAUCUUGUAUCUCUUUCCUACUUUGGCUAAAUGAUUAAAAGCAUUCUCAACAGACAAUUAUUGGUGUCUGAACAUCUUGUUCCAUGUGCUAGCAUUGAAAUAAAUCAAAUGUGUGAA